This is a messenger RNA of Serpula lacrymans var. lacrymans S7.9, 469 nucleotides long. RefSeq lists its product as uncharacterized. The transcript has a single exon. The coding region runs from base 181 to 348 and encodes 55 amino acids. Lineage: Eukaryota; Fungi; Basidiomycota; Agaricomycetes; Boletales; Serpulaceae. The record is from RefSeq and is a predicted model, not a curated record.
AAUGAGGCCUGAGCUGUAACCAACCACCGGAACUCGGUAGCUUUCCAGCCAUUUGUAUUUGGCCUACACGUGUUGCUCAAUCUACCCACCGGGUAUACUUCUUGGUCAAUACUGCCAUACGUUUCUGCUUUUUACGGAACACUAUCCUCCCAAUCAUGCACCAAACAUGUUUCGGCAUCUAUGGGGAUGCUAAAACCAAGACACAAUGGUCUAGAUCCAUGGCAGUAUGAAUCACAGGGAGGUAUAUUCUUACUCUACAUCCGGUUCAGGUUCUUCAUUAUGGGCCGUAGGCCCGAGCGCAUAAACGAACAUCUGAAAGAAGCAGCACUAGACGUGCCAGUCAUCUGACUUGGUCGGCUCCACUUUGACGUCGAAGUCGAGCGAAUACUAUGUAUGCGGAUGCUCACCGUCGCCCGUAUUACUGGUCGAGCACUGACGUGAACAGUGAUGUUCUAAUAUAUUCGACAUU